UUUUUUUUUUUUUUUUUCUUCACUAGGUAAACUCAUCGCCAGCUCCUCCCGGUGUCAGUCGCGCCGUCUGGGACGUUAAAGACGGGGGGAAAAAAAAUGUCGGGCGCGGAUCCCCUAAAAUCCGCCAUUUCCUACGAAAACCAGGACGACACGUCGCUGGCUCUGCCGUCCGUCAACCAGUACCGGUCCGGAGCGCAGCGCGUCAAGGAACAACUUCAAACCAUCAAGAGGACCAGGUCCAAACACUUAAGCGCCAAAAGCGGACCCAUCCCCCUGUCUCCAACAAGCCCGUUCAAUGACGCUGAAGGAAGUGUCUUCUUUUCCAAUGGCUUCUCUAGAAGUUUCAGCCUCGAGAAAAACAUAAAUAAUCAUCAAUUAUUCGACAACUCUAAAAGACAAACCAGGAAGAAAAGUUCUACAUUUUCUGGCUAUCGCUACGAGAGCGGCUAUGGCCUCUCUGGCUCUGUGGCAGCGGGUCAAACCAACACCAGUCGGAGCGAGCCUGCCCUGACCUUGCAGCCAAAAUCGUCUGUCCCACCACAGAGAAAGAGCACCUACGUAAAGAGCAGAAGUAGCAGCAGCAGUCAGUACAUAAAGAGGCUCAACUCACAAUCACAUCAGAAGAAUGUCUCAAAUGGUCAGGUCAAAACACAGUACCACACAGGUGUUCCARUCAGUCCAGUGCAGAUAAAACCACAACCUUCUAUGACCAUCUUAAAUGGUUCAGCUCAGACAAAAUCACAGUACCACACAGGUGUUCCUGUCAGUCCAGUGCAGAUAAAACCACAACCUUCUAUGACCAUUUUAAAUGGUUCAGCUCAGACAAAAUCACAGUACCACAUUGGCAUUCCAAUCAGUCCAGUACAGAUAAAACCACAACCUUCUAUGACCAUUUUAAAUGGUUCAGCUCAGACAAAAUCACAGUACCACACAGGUGUUCCUGUCAGUCCAGUGCAGAUAAAACCACAACCUUCUAUGACCAUUUUAAAUGGUUCAGCUCAGACAAAAUCACAGUACCACACUGGUGUUCCAAUCAGUCCAGUACAGAUAAAACCACAACCUUCUAUGAUCAUUUCAAAUGGUUCAGCUCAGAUAAAAUCACAGUACCACACAGUUGUUCCAAAUGGCUUGGGUCCGGUUAAAACAUCAUAUCCUGCAGUGGUUCCAAAAAGUCCAGGACAGAUAAAAGCACGUCAUUCUAUGUUCGUUUCUAGUUCAGGUCAGAACAAAACACAGUAUCCUACAGGAUUGCCAAAAAGUCCAGGGCAGGUAAGACCAAAUUCUAUGUUUUUUUCAAGUACUUUAGGUCAGAACAAAACACAAUAUGGCACCUUUACUCCAAACGGCCCAGAACAAAUAAAAACACAUCAGUCUAUGAUCGCUUCAAAUGGAUCAGGUCACAUCAAAUCACAGUAUUUCAAGAGUAGUCAAAGUGGCAUGAUGGGGACAAAUUCAACAACUUUCAUCGAUGGGUCUACCAAGAUCAAAGAAACCUGUGGGGUAAAUGAAACCACUUCAUCUGCUCCUAUCACGUUGAAGGAAGCUGUGGAGUUUCUUUCCAAGGAUGACGAGAACUACCAAUACUGUGGCGCCUCCUACAUUCAACACAACACUUUCAUUAGUGAAAAUGCAAAAGAGGAGGUAUUGAAGCUAAACGGCAUCCCUCCCCUGGUGAAUUUGCUGCGUAGCUCCAGCGCACAGGUCAGGUACACGGCCUCGGCUGCCCUCCGUAACUUGUCCUAUAAGAGCGACGGCAACAAAAGGGAGAUCCAGCGCUGCAGCGGCAUCCCGGCGGCUGUCACUCAGCUCAAAUGCUCAGACUCCGCUGAUCUCAAUAAACAACUGACAGGACUUCUGUGGAAUUUAUCCUCUGCGGAAUACCUGAAGUCGGACCUGAUGAAGGAAGCUCUGCCUGUUCUAACGGAGCAUGUGCUCCUGCCUYACACAAAGCAGACCACAAAAACUGAAAAAGAUCCUGAAGUCUUCUUUCACACUACAGGAUGUAUCAGAAACCUCAGCAGCGCAAAGCAAGACAGCAGAAAGGCGCUGAGGAAGCAGAAACAUUUGGUCGACUCUUUAGUGAGUUAUGUUAAAGAAUGUGUGGACAAAGGACAAGAUGAUGAGUCCUUAGGUAACUGCCUGUGCAUCUUGCACAAUCUGUCCUACAAACUUGAGGCCGAGGCUCCAGAACUGUUCUACAACAUCAACGCUUUGGCUUCGACUAAAGCCAGGAGCCAGAGUUACAACAACAUCAGCCCUGUCGGCUGCUUCAGCUCACCAACCAAACCUCAUGAGUACCACUUCSACUACCCGGUCAUCGAGGAGCAGAAAGCCAGCGGUGCCGGCUUGCUGAUCCACUCCACAACGCUGCAGAGCUACCUGUCUUUGCUCGAUUCGAAUCGACGGGACGAGACGCGGGAAACCUGCUGCAAAAUCAUGCAGAAUUUGACUUCCAAWAACAACGCUGUCUCAAAUGUAAUGAGUGCGAAGAUUGUGCAGAAACUGAACGGCAUGCCGUGUAUCAGCCCUCUCCUGACCUCAGAGAGAAUCAGCUUGCAAACGAGCGCCAUGGCUCUGRUUGGAAACUUGGUGAAGAACCCAAAUCUGCAAACUGUCAUCAGUACGAGAGCUCUCCCUGAUCUGGUGACUGUCCUGAACAACGGCACGGAAGGAGCGAAUGAGUCCGACGACACUUUGGCCAUGGCGUGCCAGACAGCCGGCACCCUGCUUCUGAGAGAACCGGAGUUCAACAAGAAAUAUCUCAACCAGAGYCUGAUCGAAUCCCUCCAGCACAUCAGCAGGAACAGAUAUUUCCCCAAAUCCAGCAAAGCCGCAUCUCUUAUUCUCCUGAACAUGUGGUCGGAGAAAGAGUUGCAAAGCUGUCUGAGAAAGAAUGGGAUGAUCAAGAGCAUGUUUGUGAAUGACACCACCGUGGCAGCGCAGAAGUUGGCCCAAGGGAUUUAUUAGCACAACAACUCGACAGACUUUUUGGGAUUUAUUUCCUCCGAAGCGCGACGUCUGCACUUCUACGAGGCACUGACUCAUCGAGACAAAACUUAAUCUUCUCUCAGUUCGCAAAGGUCAUUCCACAAUAUUUAUCCAUCAACCCUUCACACUGCGUUCGUGCCUUGUACAUACGCUGUGAGAUUUUGUUUUUAAAAUGCAAUUAAAAGGUGAAGGUUUGGCUCUAACAUGGCAGCAAUAAAAGUCAGAAGUGUAAAUUUGCUUUUAAAGUUUUAAAACUAAUACAAGCGUUUUAGUUGGUUUUCAAAUCUGGCUUUUUCUGUAAAAAAAGCAUGAUUUUUAUUUUGCACUAAAAUGUAUGCUUUAUUGUUAUGUAGCAAUGCAAUAAAAGGGAUUCGAUAGUUUAAAGUAAGCAUGCAAAGUAACAUUGUUUCAGAGAUUUUUUUCUUUUUUUAUGUAAUCAUUAGCAUUUCUUUAAGUUCAAUUUAUAGUUGUGCUUUUUUUUUUGUCAUAAUUGUUGCAAUAAAGCUGGCAGACGCUUGCCGUACAACCUGCAACGAGA
Austrofundulus limnaeus is the source of this 3526-nucleotide messenger RNA. RefSeq names its product plakophilin-1. Gene Ontology annotation, biological process: cell-cell adhesion. The transcript is spliced from 13 exons. The coding region runs from base 97 to 2967 and encodes 956 amino acids. NCBI's taxonomy places the organism in Eukaryota, Metazoa, Chordata, Actinopteri, Cyprinodontiformes, Rivulidae. Gene Ontology annotation, cellular component: nucleus; plasma membrane; cytoplasm. The record is from RefSeq and is a predicted model, not a curated record. Gene Ontology annotation, molecular function: protein binding.